GGCGGCGGGGCCUCGGGGUGCCGGGCUCGGCUCGGCUCGGCUCGGCGGCGGCGGGCGGCGCGCAGGAUGAACAGCAUCAAGAGCGUGCCGGCGCGGGUGCUGAGCCGCAGGCCGGGCCACAGCCUGGAGGCCGAGCGCGAGCAGUUCGACAAGACGCAGGCCAUCAGCAUCAGCAAAGCCAUCAACACGCAGGAAGGGCCCGUGAAGGAGAAGCAUGCCCGGCGCAUCAUUCUGGGCACACACCAUGAGAAGGGCGCCUUCACCUUCUGGGCCUAUGCCAUUGGCCUCCCGCUGCCCAGCAGCUCCGUCCUCAGCUGGAAGUUCUGCCAUGUCCUGCACAAGGUCCUCCGCGAUGGGCACCCCAAUGUGCUGCAUGACUGCCAGCGGUAUCGGAGCAACGUCCGGGAGAUUGGGGACUUGUGGGCUCAUCUACAUGACCGUUAUGGGCAGCUGGUGAGCGUCUACACCAAACUCCUGCUCACCAAGAUCUCCUUCCACGCCAAGCACCCCCAGUUUCCUGCAGGCCUGGAGGUGACGGAUGAGGUGCUGGAGAAGGCAGCAGGCACAGAUGUCAAUAACAUUUUCCAGCUCACUGUGGAGAUGUUUGACUACCUGGACGCCGAGCUGCAGCUCUCUGAGGCAGUCUUCCGGCAGCUGAACACGGCCAUCGCCGCCUCCCAGAUGUCGUCGGGCCAGUGCCGGCUGGCGCCCCUCAUCCAAGUGAUCCAGGACUGCAGCCCCCUCUACCACUACACAGUCAAGCUGCUCUUCAAGCUGCACUCCUGCCUCCCAGCUGACACUCUGCAGGGCCACCGGGACCGUUUCCAUGAACAGUUCCACAGUCUCAGGAACUUCUUCCGACGGGCGGCUGACAUGAUCUACUUUAAGCGGCUCAUUCAGAUCCCGCGGCUGCCCGAGUCACCCCCCAACUUCCUGCGGGCCUCGGCAUUGGCCGAGCACAUCAAGCCGGUGGUGGUGGUCCCUGAAGAGGUCCCCGAGGAUGAGGAGCCCGAGAACCUCAUUGAGAUCAGCUCAGGGCCCCCAGCUCAGGAGACUCCGGUGGUGGCAGACCUCUUUGAACAGACUUUUGGACCCUCCAACGGCUCCGUGAAAGAUGACAGAGACUUCCAGAUCGAGGCCCUGAAAAGGGAGGUGGAGACGCUAAGGGCCGAACUGGACAAGAUCAAGCUAGAGGCCCAGCGGUACAUCGGGCAGCUGAAGGCGCAGAUAAACACGCUGGAGGCCGAGCUGGAGGAGCAGCGGAAGCAAAAGCAGAAGGCUCUGGUGGACAACGAGCAGCUUCGGGCCGCACAGCAGGAGGGUGCUCGGCAUCAGGGUCUGCUGGAGGAGGCCGAGAAGAGGGCCAGCACCACCGAGGUACGCUACACACGGCUGAAGGAGAAGCACAAUGAGCUGGUCCGGGUGCACGCGGAGCUGCUCCGGAAGAACGCAGACACGGCCAAGCAGCUGACGGUGACCCAACAGAGCCAGGAGGAGGUGGCUCGGGUGAAGGAGCAGCUGGCCUUCCAGAUGGAGCAGGCACGACGGGACUCGGAGAUGAAGCUAGAGGAACAGAGUGACCAGCUCCAGCAGCUGCAGCGGGCCCUGGAGGCCAAGGCCGGAGAGUUGGCCCAUGCGCAGGCAGCGCUGACCCGCACUGAGCAGAGCGGCUUGGAGCUGAGCUCGAGGGUGGAGGCACUGAGUGCCGAGAAGGAGGCGCUGAACCACGAGGCGCGGCAGCGGGAGGCCCAACUGGAGGAGGCGCAGAGCCGGGUUUCUGUGACCGAGGAAGCGCUGAGCCGAGAGCAGCAGCGCAGCCGCCAGGAGCGGGACGAGCUGCAGGGCCGGCUCGACGACAAGGAGACCCAGGAGAGGAGCCUGCAGCAGCGGCUUCUGGACGAGCAGUUCGCGGUGCUGCGGGAAACGGCGGCAGAGGCCGAACGCAUUCUGCAGGAUGCGGUGGACAAGCUGGACGACCCCCUGCACCUGCGCUGCACCAGCCCACCAGAUUACCUGGUGAGCCGGGCCCAGGCAGCACUGGACGCCGUGAGUGGCCUGGAGAGGGGUCAUGCCAGGUACCGGGACUCGCCGACAGAUGCCUCCGCCCUGGUGGCCGCCCUCGCCCAGUUCUCCCACCUGGCUGCGGAUGCCAUCAUCAACGGCAGUGCCACCGCACACCUGGCCCCCACUGACCCCGCUGACCGCCUGAUGGACACAUGCAGGGAAUGCGGGGCUCGGGCACUGGAGCUCACGCGGCAGCUGCAGGACCGGCAGGCGCUGCUGGGGGCAGAGCCCAGCCUGGUGCGGGCCCCACUGCAGGGCCUCCUCCAGCUGGGCCAGGAGCUGAAGCCCAAGAGCUUGGACGUGGGGCAGGAGGAGCUGGGGGCCGUGGUGGACAAGGAGAUGGCUGCCACUUCUGCGGCCAUCGAGGAUGCUGUUCGCAGGAUCGAGGACAUGAUGGACCAGGCCCGCCAUGCCAGCUCCGGCCUGAAGCUGGAGGUGAAUGAGAGGAUCCUCAACUCCUGCACAGACCUGAUGAAGGCCAUCCGGCUCCUGGUGACGACAUCCACCAGCCUGCAGAAGGAGAUCGUGGAGAGCGGCCGGGGGGCAGCCACGCAGCAGGAAUUUUACGCCAAAAACUCCAGAUGGACCGAAGGGCUCAUUUCGGCCGCCAAGGCCGUGGGCUGGGGAGCGUCACAGCUGGUGGAGUCUGCAGACAAGGUGGUGCUGCACACGGGCAAGUACGAGGAGCUGAUCGUCUGCUCACAUGAGAUCGCGGCCAGCACGGCCCAGCUGGUGGCCGCCUCCAAGGUGAAGGCGGACAAGCACAGCGCCCACCUGGGCCGGCUGCAGGAGUGCUCUCGAGCCGUUAACGAGCGUGCUGCGGCCGUGGUUGCCUCUACCAAGUCGGGCCGCGAGCAGAUUGAGGAAAGAGACACCAUGGACUUCUCAGGCCUGUCCCUCAUCAAGCUCAAGAAGCAGGAGAUGGAGACACAGGUGCGGGUUCUGGAGUUGGAGCAGACGCUGGAGGCCGAGCGCAUGAAGCUGGGAGAGCUCCGUAAGCAGCACUACGUGCUGGCUGGGGCCGUGGGACCGCAGGAGGAGGAUCACAGCCGGCCCAGCGCCGCCCCACGCACAGCUGCCUCUAGGAAGCCACCCUUGGCUCAGAAGCCUAGUGUGGCCCCCAGGCAGGAUCACCAGCCCCACAGAAAGGACAGUCUUGGCACCAGCACCUAGGCCUGUGGGGCCCGACAGGGACCGCUUGUGAGGGGCCACCCCAGGGCCCAACUUGUAGAGGACACUGGAAUGGACCGGAACCGACCGGGCA
Messenger RNA from Suncus etruscus (white-toothed pygmy shrew), 3328 nucleotides. It is a transcript of the gene HIP1R, whose product is annotated as huntingtin interacting protein 1 related. Gene Ontology annotation, cellular component: actin cortical patch; clathrin-coated vesicle. Bases 67 to 3237 code for a protein of 1056 amino acids. The transcript has 32 exons. Gene Ontology annotation, molecular function: phosphatidylinositol-3,4-bisphosphate binding; clathrin light chain binding; actin filament binding. The record is from RefSeq and is a predicted model, not a curated record. NCBI's taxonomy places the organism in Eukaryota, Metazoa, Chordata, Mammalia, Eulipotyphla, Soricidae. Gene Ontology annotation, biological process: endocytosis; clathrin coat assembly; actin filament organization.